Messenger RNA from Sporisorium graminicola, 1107 nucleotides. RefSeq lists its product as uncharacterized. The transcript has a single exon. The coding region runs from base 1 to 1107 and encodes 368 amino acids. Lineage: Eukaryota; Fungi; Basidiomycota; Ustilaginomycetes; Ustilaginales; Ustilaginaceae. The record is from RefSeq and is a predicted model, not a curated record. Gene Ontology annotation, molecular function: nucleotide binding.
AUGACGUCCUCUCCCUACGAAUGCAAAUGGGGCAUCCUCGCCACGGGCUGGAUCGCCGAGAUGUUCACCAAAGACCUGCUCACCGACCCCUCCACACGCUCCGUUUCGGACGUCAAGCACACGGUCGCCGCCGCUGCCUCGUCGACCUCAGCCACACGCGCUUCCGAGUUUCUGGACAAGGUCGGCGUCGCACCCAACACGGCUAAGGCGUACGGCUCGUAUGCCGAGCUCGUCGCGGACCCGAACGUGGACAUCAUCUACGUGGCCACGCCGCACUCGCACCACUACGAGAACACGCUGCAGGCGCUGAAUGCGGGCAAGCACGUGUGCUGCGAGAAGCCGUUUACGAUCAACGCUGCGCAGACGGCGCACUUGGUGCGAGUGGCACGCGAGAAGAAGCUCUUCUUGAUGGAAGCCGUGUGGGUUCGGUUCUUCCCCAUUGUGCUUGAGAUCCAGCGUCUGAUCCACGAGGAGAAGGUGCUGGGCGACAUCAAGCGCGUGUUUAGCGACUUUGGCAACCCGUUCAAGCCGGAUCCGAAGCACCGCCUGUUCAACCCAGAGCUCGGCGGCGGCGCGCUGCUCGACCUGGGCAUCUACGCGCUCACCUGGCAGAUGCUCACCCUGUACGCGGAUCCGCGCAACAAGCGCACCCCGCCCACCGUGACUGGCUCGAUGACCAAAUCCACGCUCACCGGCGUCGACGAGUUCACCACCAUGGUCCUCAACUUCCCCGCCACCAACACGCAGGGCGUCGCGACGACCAACAUGACCAUCCGCUCCGGUCCCACCGUCGUCCUCAUCCAGGGCGACAAGGCGGACCUCACCGUCGCCUGGCCGCCUUACCGCCCCACCUCGUUUACCAUCCACGAAAAGGACGCCGACGGCGCAUACACGGGCAAGCAGGACACCAAGGACUACGACAUUCCCGGACACGGCAUGUUCUGGGAGGCCGACGCCUGCGCCCGAGCCCUGCGCGACGGAAAGACCGAGGAACCGCGCUGCCCUCUGGACGAGUCGACGCUCACCAUGCAGAUCAUGGACAAGGUCCGCGCAGACGGCGGCUGCACAUAUCCGGACCACAUCGAAGCGACCCACCCCGACGCCUAA